This is a messenger RNA of Populus euphratica (Euphrates poplar), 1870 nucleotides long. RefSeq lists its product as uncharacterized. NCBI's taxonomy places the organism in Eukaryota, Viridiplantae, Streptophyta, Magnoliopsida, Malpighiales, Salicaceae. The transcript has 4 exons. Gene Ontology annotation, molecular function: zinc ion binding. Bases 511 to 1617 code for a protein of 368 amino acids. The record is from RefSeq and is a predicted model, not a curated record.
AUAAUUCUAGAACGCGUGAAAAGGGUUAAGACGAGUGGAAGACAGGCACAGAGAAUCCGUGGUGACAUCCUCUACCAACUCUCCAGCAUAAAGCAAGCCACAGUCACAGAGACGGAGAUCAGAAGUAAUUUUUUAACGGCCACACCUCACAAUGCCUGCCAAAUUGUAAAUCAAAGAUCCGUCGAUCCAUUUGGAGUUGCACCUGAUGCCAUUCUUCUCUUACUACUACUCACUUCCUUUUAAGCCAAAAUCAAGAAAAAGUUUCCAGUAAUAAACUAUGUUUGAAUUGGGAGCAUGGUGGUAAAGAGAUAGGAAGGCAUUCUCUAUGCCUAUACAUGUGGAAAAGGUUGCAUCUCACAACACAGUCCAUUGCCUUAAGGAUAUGCUAAAAGACUGUGUUGUCUUCAGUUUAAAUUUGCUAUGGAGAAGUUGGCUAUGGACAUGAGUAAAUGUAACUUAAUACAACAGUCCAAACUAUGAAGUUGUUUUAAAUGCAAGCCUCAAGUUAACAUGAUGAGUAAGGAAAAUUUAUCACAACCAAUCAGCAGUGGAGUCAGGAAUGAUGGUCACUCACCUAGUGAGAGUGAAGAUUUAGGGACUGGCGCACGUUGCAGUCUAGAUGCAGGUAUAGCAACUUGUCGUGUGUGCCAAUGUGCUGAAUCUGACAAAAGGGGAGAUACUGCUUUGGGGUUUUUGGGCAUUGUUCCUCCAUUGCAAGAAGCACGUAAAAGUAGUGGUGCAGUAAAACAUGAAAGCAAGGAAGUCCCCUUGAAUGCUGAAGCUGACCAGUUCCAUGGCAAAAAUACUGGAAGAGAAUCAGGGCUGGUUGAGUUCUUUAGCCCUGAAGGGGAGGUUUUCAUUUGUAAUGCAGAUACAGAUUUAGAAUUGGGUUCUCACCACCAACAAGACUUGUUAAUUGAACUUGGCUGCUCUUGCAAAAGUGAUCUUGCCCUGGUGCACUAUGCAUGUGCUCUCAAGUGGUUUGUCAAUCAUGGAUCCACUGUCUGUGAAAUCUGUGGACAUGUUGCAAUAAAUAUCAGGACUUCAGACUUUAAAAAGGUUAUGGCUGCUUUGAAGGAUUAUGAAGCAUUGAGGGAAAGGACUGCCACUGGAGACCCUAAUCCUGCUCAGGUGCAUGCUAGUGCAGGUGUUGAUCCCGAUGCUGUUGCUGGUGUUAGAAGGCAACGGCUAAGUGAAAUUUCGUUGUGGUUUUGUCCCCACAAUAAUAACAACAAUAAUUAUAAUAAUAAUUCUGCUGCAGUUUCACAGGUUGUUUCUGAACAACCCCUGAGUACUGUCACAGAAGAUAUUGUCCCUGCUGGUAAUCGUGCAACUAAAUGGGCUGUGGAAGGUACAGGGAUUUUGCUUGCAACAGGGCUACUCACUGUUACUCUAGCAUGGCUUAUUGCUCCCCGUGUUGGAAAGAAAACUGCCAAAAGUGGUCUUCAUAUUCUCCUUGGAGGCAUUUGUGCUCUAACAGUUGUGAUCUUCUUUCGCUUUAUUGUGCUCACCAGAAUCAAAUAUGGACCUGCUCGCUACUGGGCUAUCUUAUUUGUCUUCUGGUUUCUUGUGUUUGGUAUAUGGGCGUCACGGACACAUGAUGCUCAUACUACAUAGUUUCUCGGAGAUCAUAAAUGCAUGUGAACUUCUUUCUUUCCCCCUCCUGUUUCCUUUUUUUUUUUUUCACUCUUUUAUAUUUGGUUUCACCAAAUGGUAAAAUUUGAUUAGCGGCUUUGAAGAACUUCAUUGUGAUGCAUUUGUUCUGUAAUUCAUGUGAAUAGACAAGACCAUUGCUCGGGAUAGAAUGCUUUUAGCAGGAACUGCCAUUUUAGAGUAUAAUGAUUUUUAUCUGAUUGUUUUCAUUUGUUUA